Molecule: messenger RNA, 459 nt
Organism: Cooperia oncophora
Lineage: Eukaryota; Metazoa; Nematoda; Chromadorea; Rhabditida; Trichostrongylidae
Source: the annotation of a GenBank genome assembly
AUGUACAUCAAUCCUUCUCAGAAAGACCUGCUCAAGUUGCUCAAGUUCAUAGACUCCGACCAGUUAAACUACCUUGCUCGCCCAUAUCAAAAUCCAAGGGGAUUGUUCGAUGCAAACGUGCAUUCACAGGAACUCCCAAAGCUCUCCAAGUUCACCUAUCUUUGGAAUGCGCUUCUCGGAGAAGCCAAAGAGUCUGUUCGCAAGUUUCAAGUAACGGCGGACAAUUACUCCAGAGCCAUCACCUUCCUCCACAACAGGGAAGUCCUUGCAAAGAAGCGUUGGACCCCUUCAAAUCUCCAACCGAUUUCCAUGCAAGGUCUUUUCGAUCUUAUGGAAGAAGUGCUUUUUGCGGAAGAGAUGGACACGAGAACUACGGGAGACGCUAUCACCCGGGACACAUCCUUAGAAAGCGGUAUGGCUCGCAAAAUGCUAUUGCAAAGGAGACCACAGAACAGCUGA